Messenger RNA from Rhopalosiphum padi (bird cherry-oat aphid), 2551 nucleotides. It is a transcript of the gene Nmt, whose product is annotated as glycylpeptide N-tetradecanoyltransferase 1. The transcript has 11 exons. Gene Ontology annotation, molecular function: glycylpeptide N-tetradecanoyltransferase activity. Gene Ontology annotation, cellular component: cytoplasm. Gene Ontology annotation, biological process: N-terminal peptidyl-glycine N-myristoylation. The record is from RefSeq and is a predicted model, not a curated record. Bases 256 to 1644 code for a protein of 462 amino acids. Lineage: Eukaryota; Metazoa; Arthropoda; Insecta; Hemiptera; Aphididae.
CAGGUUAUGCAACCUCGUGACCUAUGAUUAUUAAAAAAAUUAUAAAUUUAUUUUAACUUUAUGCCGAACGCCGAAUGCCGAUAAUGCUUUUUUCUCACUCAUCACCAACGUCUUGUGGAUUUUAAUAAAUUAUUUUUAAUUUUAGCUUAUAGUUCGUCUUUGUAAAAUUCUUACUAGUUUAUUGAUUUUUAGCUUACUUGUCAACAUUGCAAUUAAGUAUCUUCAAACUAUACUUUAUAUUACACCUUAAACAUUAUGAGUGAAACACCAAAAAUUCCAAACGAGCAACAAGCAAACACAGAAGUCACAAAAACUAAAAAAAAACGAAAUAGAAACCGUAAAAACAAUGUUAAAGCAGAACAAAGCACUCAGAACGGAACUGUUGAGGAAACUACUCUACCAUCUACUAUUUCUAUUCAAGAUAUUCAAAAAGCAAUGGAAGUCUUCUCACUUCAACAAAGAGCAGCUAAAACUCCAGAAGAGGCUUUACAUAAACAAUAUCGUUUUUGGUACACACAACCAGUACCUAAAAUGACUGAAAAGAUAGUUAGUGAUGGUCCAAUUGAAGAGGAUAAAACAAUAGAUCAGAUUAGAAAAGAACCAUUUACAUUGCCUGAUGGUUUUCAAUGGGAUACACUUAGUCUUGACGAUCCUUUUGUUUUAAAAGAAUUGUACACAUUAUUAAAUGAAAACUAUGUUGAAGAUGAAGAUAGCAUGUUUCGAUUUGAUUAUCAGCCUCAUUUUUUAAAAUGGGCUCUUCAACCUCCUGGAUGGUUAAAAGAAUGGCAUGUUGGAGUACGAGUCAUUAAAAGUAAUAAAUUAGUUGGUUUCAUUAGUGCCAUCCCAGCUUUGCUUAAAGUUUAUAACAAGUCUCAAAAAAUGGUUGAAAUUAAUUUCCUUUGCGUUCAUAAAAAAUUACGUAGUAAAAGAGUAGCUCCAGUUUUGAUCCGUGAAAUAACAAGACGUGUGAAUCAGAUGGGUAUUUUUCAAGCUGUUUAUACAGCUGGAAUAGUUUUACCUAAACCUAUAGGAACCUGCAGAUAUUGGCAUCGUUCUUUAAAUCCAAAGAAGUUAAUAGAAGUUAAGUUUUCACACUUAAGUCGCAAUAUGACCAUGCAACGAACAUUAAAGUUACAUAAACUUCCUGAUUCAACUCGCACUCCUGGAUUUCGCAAAUUAACUGAAAAAGACUUGCCGCAAGCUCGAAAAUUACUUUCUAGUUAUAUGAAAACCUUUGAUUUGUCACCUUCAUUUUCUGAUGAAGAAUUCAAACAUUGGUUCCUGCCUCAGGAAGGCAUUAUCGAUGCCUAUGUUGUUGUAAAUGAUAACAAAAUUACAGAUUUAGUUAGUUUUUAUACUCUUCCUUCGACUAUUAUGCAUCACCCAACUUAUCGUACAUUGAAGGCAGCAUAUUCUUUUUAUAAUGUGUCUACUAAAACGCCCUGGGUUGAUCUUAUGCAAGAUGCUCUUAUUUCGGCUAGAGAUGCUAACUUUGAUGUGUUCAACGCCUUAGACCUUAUGGACAAUAGGGAAUUUUUGGAGCAACUUAAAUUUGGAGUUGGAGAUGGAAACUUACAAUACUAUUUAUACAAUUGGAAAUGUCCUGAAAUUGAAAGUGAAAAGAUUGGAUUAAUCCUUCAAUAAUAAGUGUCACUGAAUAAAAGUUGAAUAAUCUGUGUACAAUAUAUGAAUAAUAAUUUAUCCCAACAACAAUUGAUUAAUAAUGUAAGUUAUAUUUAUAAAUAUAUAUAUAUAUUUUCUUUUUUUAAAUAUUUUGCAAUUGUAAUAAUUUUUUAACUGGUAAAAAAUGAAUUUAAAAUAGUGCAAACAAAUUUAAUACUUAAGUUUUAAUGAAUGUUAAUUGUUGGUUAGGGAAGAAACAACAGACAGUAUAUAUUAUUAUUGUGUAGUUAUUAAAAAUAGCAAAUUUUUCUGUCACAAUUUUUCAUAAUAAUAUAUAUUAGGUUUUGGAAUUUAUUUGUAAAGGUAGUUAUUAUUGAUAUUACCUAUUAAAAUCUAUGAUCAUCAAUAAAAUAUUUUGUGAAUUUAUAGACCAUUUAUAUAAUAAAAUAUGGUUUUUGAUACUCUAAUAAAUUGUAUGAUAUUUGUUAAAUGUGAUAUCUACAAAAUGUUAUAUAUACUUAUUAAUUUGAAGUACAAAAUUAAUAUUUUAUUUUUCCAUUAAAAUAAUUUAUAGUUAUAGUUAUAAUAACUAAAUUAUUAUGACUAUUGACUAUAUAAAUAUGCUAUUAAUAUCAAUUAAAAAAAUUAUAAUUUCAUUUGGAAUUUUAUAAAAGUUUAUUGUCAUUAAAUAUUUUUAAAACUAGUCACGUUUACAUUAUAUUUAUAUAGAAAACAUUUUAUUACCAUCUUAUUCUGUAUUGCUAUAUUUUUAUUUUAUAAAUAAAUACAUAAUAUUUAAUAUUAUGUUACUCCAAUUUCGUACCAAUUAGAAAUUGGAAAUUUAGCAUUCAUAUUAAAAAAAUUAUAUUUUAAUAUUAGUGAUAAAUAUAUUGCUAAAAACUUUAUUAUUAAAAACAUUUAUCUUUAA